AUGAAAAACCAAGUGUUCAUCAGUUUUUGUGUGUUAACACUAAUAUUUUCGUCGAUCUCAAUAGUUUCAGGUAGAAAUAUAGUCUGCUAUUUUGCUAGCUGGACAGUAUAUAGACCGGGAAAUGGGCUAUUCGACGUGUCGAACAUCGAACCUGAUCUUUGCACUCACAUCAAUUUCGCCUUCAUAGGACUCCACGAAGAUGGCACCAUCAAUAUAAUCGACAAGUGGGAAUCCGACGACGACGGAAAAUACCACGGAUUCCGUAAUCUGCUGGACUUACGCAAUUCCCAUCCCUCCCUCAAGGUGCUGGUCAGCAUGGGAGGGUGGAACGAGGGCACCAAGAAUUUCUCGAAGGUGGCUGCUGAUCCGGUGCUGCGCAAGACACUGGCCAAUAAUGUUGGCGCCUUCGUCGACAAGUGGGGUUUCGAUGGGUUCGACAUCGACUGGGAGUACCCCGGAUCCAGGGAGGGGUCCAACGUUACCAUCGAUAAGGAUAACUUCGUCGCUUUACUAGAAGACCUCGCGGCUGUUCUGCAUCCAAAGGGGAAAUUACUGACUGCAGCUGUUGCUGGAGGUGUGGAAAGAAUCGAUUUAGGGUUCGAUGUUCCCAGAGUCAACGAAAUACUGGACAUGAUCAACGUGAUGGUGUAUGAUUUCCACGGCCAUUUUGAACCGUUCGUGGGACAUUUGUCGCCUUUGCAUGCGUCUUCAUUGGAUUAUGAAAAUGGAAGGAACGCCACAAUGACAGUGGCCACCGGCAUCGAAUAUUGGAUAUACAAGGGCGCUUCCCCGGAAAAAAUAAACUUGGGGAUCGCCACUUACGGCCGGUCCUUCACUCUGAAAGACCCCAACAACACUCAGCUGUACGCCCCCAACGUGGGGGGAGGCAGGAGCGGGCCGUAUACGCGCCAAGAAGGAUUCUUGGGGUACAACGAGAUCUGCGAAUUGCACUCUGACUGGACGUACCACUGGGACGACGAGCAAAAGGUCCCACACAGGACCAGCGGCGACCAAUGGGUCGGUUACGAGGACCCAGCGUCCCUCAAGUACAAGGUGGAGUUUGCCGUUUCCAAGAAUUUGGGGGGGAUGAUGAUGUGGGCAUUCGAUACCGACGAUUUCGGAGGGCAUUGCGGGGACACCUAUCCGCUUUUGAAGACUCUGAAGAACCAUUUAGCCUAGAUCCAAGAAGAUCUUUUUCACAUUUGUCAAUUAAUAAUGAUUUCAAAUGA
Phaedon cochleariae (mustard beetle) is the source of this 1229-nucleotide messenger RNA. NCBI's taxonomy places the organism in Eukaryota, Metazoa, Arthropoda, Insecta, Coleoptera, Chrysomelidae. The record is from the annotation of a GenBank genome assembly.